Hemicordylus capensis (graceful crag lizard) is the source of this 482-nucleotide messenger RNA. RefSeq names its product reactive oxygen species modulator 1 (gene ROMO1). Gene Ontology annotation, cellular component: TIM23 mitochondrial import inner membrane translocase complex. NCBI's taxonomy places the organism in Eukaryota, Metazoa, Chordata, Lepidosauria, Squamata, Cordylidae. The transcript is spliced from 3 exons. Gene Ontology annotation, biological process: protein import into mitochondrial matrix; protein insertion into mitochondrial inner membrane. The record is from RefSeq and is a predicted model, not a curated record. Bases 150 to 389 code for a protein of 79 amino acids.
AUCGGGGCCCUGCAGUUUCAGAAACUCGGCGAUAAACAGAGGCGAAAGACGCGUCCCGAAGGGACGCUAUUUAAAGACCUCGAGUUCUACAGAAAAUUGUGGGUGGGUUCGGUCACGUACAAAGUAAUCCUAUCCACGUUUACACAGAAAUGCCUGUGACAGUGGGCCCAUAUGGCCAGUCUCAACCCAGUUGCUUUGACAGAGUGAAAAUGGGUUUCAUGAUGGGCUUUGCUGUUGGUAUGGCAGCAGGUGCACUAUUUGGCACAUUUUCUUGUCUCAGGAUUGGCAUGAGAGGGCGAGAACUGAUGGGUGGCGUUGGAAAAACUAUGAUGCAGAGCGGUGGAACGUUUGGGACAUUUAUGGCCAUUGGCAUGGGAAUCCGCUGUUAAUUUGGAAUGUUGAUUUUUUUACCAUGAAGACUAAUGCCCUGCUAGUUGAAAUCCUGCUAUGUAAUAUAAUAAAAGAACACAUUUGCACCAGGA